This is a messenger RNA of Theobroma cacao (cacao), 2493 nucleotides long. Its product is annotated as putative inactive purple acid phosphatase 27. Lineage: Eukaryota; Viridiplantae; Streptophyta; Magnoliopsida; Malvales; Malvaceae. The record is from RefSeq and is a predicted model, not a curated record. Gene Ontology annotation, molecular function: metal ion binding; acid phosphatase activity.
GGACAAAAAUGUUUGUUUGAUAACAACCUCAUGGUGUCCACAUAACAUUACUGUUCCAUCAAGGAACCAAAAUGGCCCCCGUUGGAAUUCGCCUAUGCAGCCGGGCAACCCUUAAAUAUUCCCAACAUGCAAGAAUCCAGUUUCAGUUUAAACCUCAAAUCUGUCAGAAUAAAGACAUUUGAACUUCCAUCUAUCUCACCAUGUCCGAAAUCCUGAUGAUCUCCGGAAUGCCACAUACAAAGCAAGAAAAAUAAAGAUAUAUAGAUAACAAGAAGAUCACCCCAAGAAUCAUAACCCUUUUCGCCUGUAUAGUCACGAGUUCAUUCUCUUCCACCUUCAAUGGAAGAGCCCUUCAGUUCUUGUCUUUUCAAAUUGUUCUUUCCACUCGUCCUUUUCUUCUUCAGCUUUCUUUGUUUAUCUUCUUCUUUCCGGGUGCAUCCCUCGGUUGCCACCUCAACCUUCAUACAUCGAAAUUACACCGCAGUAUCAGACUUCCGCGUGCUCAACAGAAGAACUUUAUCUCAAUGUCUUAAUCCGAACCCUUUCCUCCAAAUUCAUGUCAGUAAGAAUUCUAACCUCUCCAAUGAAGAGUUUGUCACCGUGACUGUUAGCGGAGUUUUGCUUCCUUCACCGGAAGACUGGAUCGCCAUGAUCUCACCUUCUCAUUCUAAUGUCGGAGCUUGUCUUCAGAGUGAAGCUUUUUAUUUACAGACGGGCGAUAUUAGUAAACUUCCUCUUCUCUGCCAUUAUCCUGUUAAGGCAAAAUUUGUUAGCAGUGAUCCAGAUUAUCUAAGUUGUAAGAAGAAAGCAUGCAAGAAACAUAGCAAAGGCAAAUGCAAGGUCACAACUUGCAGUGGCUCCGUAUCAUUUCAUGUCAUUAACAUAAGAACUGACAUCGAAUUUGUGUUCUUCACCGGUGGAUUCCAUAAGCCUUGCGUUUUGAAGAGGACCAUCCCCCUGAAGUUUUCAAAUCCGAAUGCACCAUUGUAUGGACAUCUCUCAAGCAUAGAUUCCACUGGAACAUCGAUGAGAUUAACAUGGAUCAGUGGGGAUAAGGAACCUCAACAAGUGAAGUAUGGAAAUGGAAAAUCACAGACAUCCCAGGUUGCGACCUUUUCGCAGGAUGAUAUGUGCAGUUCUAUUUUGAUACCAAGUCCUGCCAAGGAUUUCGGGUGGCAUGAUCCUGGUUACAUUCACACGGCGGUGAUGACAGGACUUCAGCCUUCCAGCACCUCCUACUACAAAUAUGGAAGUGAUGCGGUUGGAUGGAGUGAUAGAAUUGAAUUCCGGACUCCACCAGCUGGAGGGUCAGAUGAACUUAAAUUUCUUGUGUAUGGUGAUAUGGGAAAGGCUCCUCUCGAUGCUUCUGCUGAGCACUUCACACAGCCAGGAUCUCUCUCAGUGGUAAAAGCGAUGGUUGAAGAAUUGAAAACUGGCAACGUAGACUCCAUUUUUCACAUUGGGGACAUAAGCUAUGCAACUGGCUUCCUAGUUGAAUGGGAGUUCUUCCUUCACCUUAUAAGCCCUUUGGCUUCCAGGGUUUCUUACAUGACAGCAAUUGGAAAUCAUGAGAGGGACUAUGCAGAUUCAGGGUCAUAUUACCCAGGUCCUGACUCUGGAGGAGAAUGUGGAGUUGCUUAUGAGACCUAUUUCCCAAUGCCAACUGCAGCAAAGGAUAAGCCAUGGUAUGCCGUAGAACAAGGUAGUGUUCACUUCACUGUCAUUUCGACAGAACACGACUGGACAGAAAAUUCUGAACAGUACAAUUGGAUGAAGAAGGACAUGGCUUCAGUUGAUCGAUCAAAAACACCUUGGUUGAUUUUCGCAGGGCACAGGCCAAUGUAUAGUAGUUAUCUUGUCAAAAGCACCGAUGAUAAAUUUCGAGAUGUUGUAGAACCAGUCCUGCUAGCUAACAAAGUUGAUCUGGCUCUUUUCGGCCAUGUUCAUAAUUAUGAGAGAACAUGCUCCAUUUAUAAGUCCCAAUGCCUGGCGAUGCCAAGGAAAGAUGAAAAUGGGAUAGACACGUAUGAUAAUAGUAACUACAAAGCACCUGUACAAGCUGUAGUUGGAAUGGCUGGCUUCAGUCUGGACAAAUUCUCACUCUUUGUAACAGGUUGGAGUUUAUCAAGGAUUUCUGAAUUUGGCUAUGUUAGAGCACAUGCAACAAAGGAUGAGCUAAUGGUAGAGUUUGUGAAUUCAAAUACAAGAAAGGUCCAGGACAGCUUCCGCAUCACCAAAAAGCAAAAUAGUUAGAAAAUUAGAUAACAUGAAUUAGCUGGGAAUUUCUGGUUCAAGUUUAAACUAAUAUCGCUGUCUUUCCAUCUGCUAGCUCUCAUCUUUUCUACCGGGAAAUAGUGCAAACCCCUUUGUCUAUAAGAACUGAAAAUCAGUUCAUUUAGUCACCUUCAUGCAUGGUAAUUAGCACCCCCUUACCAACAAUGCUACAGAGCUAUGGAUGUUUACAAAGUUCUUAUGCAUUUGAGCUAUUUUUUU